UCUUCUCCUUCCUUUUCCCUCUGCAUCUCUCUGUGCCACUAACAGAGUCUUAUUUUCUGAACUCAAAGACUUGAAGAUUUCUGUUCAUGAACUCUUCUUUUUCAUUCUUUGAUUGCUGCCAGCUAUUCAGGAAAUUAUUUGAGGGAUGCGGGGAAGCUGCUGUAGCUAUCUUCUGGUAAUCUGGUUUAUACAAUGAAGAAUUUUGGACACUGCUCAAAUGGUAAAAGGCAAAACGAAACAAUGAAACUUGUUGUCGCAGUUUCCAUUGGAGUAAUUUUUGGCCUCUUUAUUGGGUUCUCAUUUCCCGCACUCUAUUUAAACAAGGUAAAUGUCACAGCAAGUCUCAUUAACAACGUAGAUGAUAGUAGCAGCUUAACAGAAGAUCAAACCGUGAUGGAUCCUACAAAGAUAUGGGUUCCAUCAAACCCGAGAGGGGCAGAGAGAUUACCGCCAGAUAUCAUUGUCCCCGAGUCAGACUUAUACCUCCGAAGAUUAUGGGGUGAACCCAGCGAGGACUUAACAACGAAACCGAAGUAUUUACUAACACUCACAGUUGGUUAUAAACAGAAAGAUAGCUUAGAUGCUGUUGUGAAAAAGAAUACGAUCCUUGAACAGUUUUCAGACAAUUUUACCAUCCUGCUGUUUCACUACGAUGGCCAAACAACCGAAUGGGAUGAAUUCGAGUGGUCCAAGCGGGCUAUUCAUGUGAGUGCUCAUAAACAGACAAAGUGGUGGUAUGCCAAAAGGUUUCUGCAUCCCGAUAUUGUUGCCUCGUAUGAAUACAUAUUCAUCUGGGAUGAAGACCUAGGAGUUGAGCAUUUCGAUGCAGAGGAAUACAUAAAACUUGUGAAGAAACACGGGCUGGAGAUUUCGCAGCCCGGUUUGGAGCGAAAGAAUGGAGUUUGGUUGACGUGGGAGAUGACGAGGAGAAAAGCUAACAGUGAAGUUCACAAGGAAACCAACGAGAAACAAGGCUGGUGUUCUGAUCCUCAUUUGCCUCCAUGUGCAGCAUUUGUGGAGAUCAUGGCUCCCGUCUUCUCUCGAGACGCAUGGCGUUGUGUGUGGCAUAUGAUUCAGAAUGACUUGGUUCAUGGUUGGGGUCUUGACUUUGCCCUUAGAAGAUGCAUUGAGCCUGCUCACGAUAAAAUUGGAGUGGUUGAUGCUCAACCUGUUGUUCACCAAGGGAUUCCUUCACUCGGGAACGAGGGACCGGAAAAGGGUGGGAAGUACAAGUCGAGACUGGUGAAACAGAGAUGUAGAAGUGAAUGGCAAACAUUUCAAGAUAGGGUAGCUAAUGCAGAGAAGGCAUACUAUAAGGCAAAAGGAAUUCAAUUUCCAAUUAACUUCACAUCAUCAGCUCACUAGCUACCUUUCAUCAAAUAUACCAACUUAACACAAGCAUUGAUAUUUGGUAUUAUUGAAAGUAUACACAAUAUGACAAUAUUGUACGGAAUGAUGCAACUUAAAAAUUAACGAAAUAAUUUUAUUUUAUCUUA
Ipomoea triloba (trilobed morning glory) is the source of this 1496-nucleotide messenger RNA. RefSeq lists its product as uncharacterized. The coding region runs from base 193 to 1365 and encodes 390 amino acids. NCBI's taxonomy places the organism in Eukaryota, Viridiplantae, Streptophyta, Magnoliopsida, Solanales, Convolvulaceae. The transcript has 15 exons. The record is from RefSeq and is a predicted model, not a curated record.